GUUCUAAUAAAUUUCCAAAAAUUAUAAGUACAUAUUCAGAUUUUUUACAAAUAGAAUCCAAAAUGGCAAAAAUUUUUCAAAAACAUCACGCCAAAUUGUUUGUGUUUGUGAAAAGUUAGUAUCGUUUUUUAUACGUCAUUAGUAUGUCACAUCGAUGACAACUUUCAACGGAUACGAGUAAUCUGCAGUUGUUUCAGUCUUAGUUGUUAUGUUUAAUGGGAUAGUUUGUAUGGGCAGAGAACUGAACAUUUAAAAACACGUAUAUUAUGUUUACAUUGACAUUCUAAAAACAUUGCUAUAUUGAUAGACAUAUUAAAAUGGGGUACAAUUUAUGGAAUUAUAUAUAAGCAUACCUGCAUAAAAAUGAGUCAAAUAAAGGUUGUUGUGUGGAAAAAUCUUAUAAUUAGGAAGAGACACUGGUUUUUAACAAUAAUAGAAGCAUUGCUACCAGUAUGUUUGUUUUUGCUCAUAGCAUAUGGCAGAAGUCAAAUUUCAGGAUUAAAUAAAGUUGAAUUCACUGAUCCAACAUUUAAUUACAAAGAAGGAAUAAAUUAUGGUAUUAAUGUUGGAAAUACCUACAUCCUGUAUACACCUGGUGGUGACUACUACACAGAUUUAAUAAGUAAAAUGCAUGCUAAGUUGUCCCUACCUAGUGACCAAGUACAAAGGUUUGGUACUGAAAAAGAAUUACUGGAAUAUUAUUACAAAAAUUCGAAUUACACAAUUAUAGCAAUUAUAUUUGAUGACAAAGAUAAGAAGAAACUGAAGUAUAAAUUAAGAUAUCACGAAUCUGGGUCGUUUAACAAAAAAUUUUUGUCCACAGGAGACAAAUAUCAGAAUGCUUAUUCUUUCCAACCUGGUAUCGGUGGAGCUUACAAAAGUAGCGACUUUCUUGCAGUUCAGAUGGCCUUGGAUAUGGCAUUUCUUGAAUAUAAUUCAAAACAAACAGAUUUAGAGGAAAAAUAUUCUAUAGUCGUUGAAGAAUUUCCAUAUCCGCCUUACAAAUUAGAUUCUGCUAUAACAAAAUUGUUCUUAGAAUUCCUACCAUUAAUAACUUUAUUCAGUUUCAUAUUUUUAUGUCCGGCAGUCCUUAAGAGAGUUGUAGAAGAAAAACAUUCCGGAAUAAAGGAAUUGAUGAAAAUGGUGGGAAUGAAAUCAUGGAUGCUUUGGUUGGGUUGGUUUAUAUAUGGAAUGAUCCCAAUAUUUUUCUCCAUAUCUAUUAUAAUUAUCUUAAUGAAAGUUCCGAUGUUUGGAAGUACUUAUCCAUUGAUUGAAUACUCAAGUGGUGGAAUACUAUUUUGCUUUUUAAUUUUAUACUGCAUGGCCGCUAUAGCUUUCUGUUUCGCUAUAAGUUCCUUUUUUAGUCGUCCGACCAUAGCACUGGUGACAGGUAUUCUGGUGUGGAUUUUAUCAUUUUUCGUCCCAAAAUAUGCAUUAGGAUUAGAUGAGUCCAAUCAGUUAUCAUGGUCGACAAAUAUAAUCCUGAAUUUAUUACCUAAUAUGGCUUUACAUUAUGGAUACGCAGUAAUAUCUGUAUUUGAAGAGAGAGAAAUUGGUGUACAAUGGUCAAACUUCAGUGAUUCGACUAGUGGUUCAGCGGAAGAUAUUACUUUGUUGAAUAUAUAUCUGAUGCUAAUAUUUGAUACAUUGAUUUACACAAUCUUCACUUUCUACAUGGACGGUGUCAAUCCAGGAAAGUACGGAGUGAAAAAAAAGAUAUUUUUCCCUAUAAUCGAAUUAUUUAAGAUGUGUAGAAAACCAACUGAUACAGUUAAAGUCGACACCGAGACGCAGAGAUUAGAAAAAAUAGAAGAUGGAAUCGGAUUGCGCAAAGGAAUUGAGAUUAGUAAUCUACAUAAAAGAUUUGGUCAUAAAGUAGCUGUCAAUAAUUUAAAUUUGGAUAUAUAUGCAGGACAAAUUACUGUAUUGCUUGGACAUAAUGGAGCAGGAAAAUCUACUACAAUGUCAGUUAUAACUGGUAUGCUACAAGCCACAUCCGGUUCUGUUAAAAUAAAUGGUUUGGAUACCAAAAGGGAUAUGGAUGAAAUUCGUAAAAGUCUUGGUCUUUGCCCUCAGCAUAAUCUAUUUUUCACUGACUUAACAGUCAAAGAACAUCUUUUAUUUUUCGCCAAGUUAAAAGGAAUGUCGUCGGACGACGCAUCUGUUGAAGCAGACAAUCUGUUAAAAAUUUUAAACAUGACUAAGAAAACGAACUCUAUGGCACAUUCUCUUUCAGGAGGAAUGCAAAGAAAAUUGGGUUUGGGAAUGGCAGUGAUAGGAGGUUCUAAGGUUUUAAUAUUGGAUGAACCAUCGUCUGGAAUGGAUCCUGAAUCAAGAAGACAUCUGUGGGAUUUGUUGUUGGAGUGGAGAGGCGACAGGACGAUUUUAAUUACUACUCAUUUUAUGGAAGAAGCCGAUGCUUUAGCAGAUUGGAUAGCCAUUAUGUCUAAUGGGACCCUAAAUUGUUACGGAACACCCAUGUACCUUAAAAAGAAAUAUGAUAUCGGAUAUCAUUUAUCUCUAAUGGUUGAAUCGACAGCUAACAUUUCGGAUAUUAAAUCUGAAGUUACCAAAUAUAUCCAUGAUGCACAAUUGAAAUUUGUUGAUGGAAAUAAUCUCACAUUUGUUUUACCAUCUGAAAGUAAUCCAAAAAUGAAAGAUGUACUGACGAAUUUGGAAACGAAAAAAUCCGAAUUAAAGCUAACAAAUAUUUCUGUAACAGUAACUUCAUUAGAAGAUGUUUUCCUUAAAACUCACCUCGAAAGUAACGGACAUCAUAACGAUAACUGCAAUAAUAGUUUGUCAGUGGAUCCUAAAGUUUUGGAUAUACAAGGACUUCUAUCGUAUGAUUCUAUAGGGAAGAGAGAACCGCAACUUAAUUUGAAAUUGGCAACCCUUUUACAUAAGAGAUGGCAAUUCUUUUGCAGUAAAAAAUUCACUUAUGCUGUUCCUGCGUUAAUAACAUUGGUAUUUUUCAUUUUAACCGGAGUUUUAAGUGGAGGUAACGAUUACUGCAAUAAAACUGGACCAGAAUUGAAUCUUAAACUGGGUAGUUACAAACAGACAUCUGUAUUUUACAAUGGUACAACCAACAAUAAUGAUGUGACUAAAAUGAUGAGAAUUUACAGAAACAUAGUGGAGGAUCAGAAAAGUUUACCGUUCAAUGUUAUAGAUACAGAACAUUCGAUACUAAAGAAGAGCAUUGAGAAUAUAGCUUACUAUAGAGAACACAUGAUAGCAGGUGCUACUUUCAAUGCUGAUAAGACAUUCGAAUUAGUUGCCUUAUACAAUGCUAUACCUAUACACAGCAUGCCAAUAUCGCUAAAUUUAUUAACCAACACCUUGGCUCAAUUUUUACUAGGCCCUGAUUAUUCAAUUUCUCUUAGUAACUGGCCGUUACCGCACGUAAAUCAAAUUAAAUCUUCGCAAGAACUCUCACAUACCAAAAUUGGUAUUUUAUGGUUAAUUUUAAUUCCAAUUGGAUGUCUUUUUAUUCACGGCAGUUUUAUUAUUUUCCCACAUACUGAAAUCUCAACCAAAUUUGUCAAAAUACAAUAUAUGUGUGGUGUAAAACCGAUUUGUUAUUGGCUCGUUAACUUCUUGGCUGAUAUGGUAUUGUAUAUGGGAUUGAUGCUAACGCUCGGUUUUAUAUUGUGGAUCAUUUCACCCGUCCGGGUACAUUUUGGUUAUCUAACAUUGAUUUUCCUAUUAUAUGGUUUAGCUGGUAUACCUUUCACGUAUCUAUUCAGCAGAAAAACUUCAGCUUCUGGCGCUUUCGCUUUACUCAUAAUUAUGGGAAUGUUCUUGGGAAUCAUUUUUACCAUCACAAUAGAAAUUUUGUUACAUUCUCAAGAUGAGUACUAUAUGAAUAUUGGAAAUCACAUUAAAUAUGUCAGUUUACUGUUGAUACCACAAGUCGGUUUGUGCGAUGCACUUUUAAAUUUGGCGAAGAGAGCUGUAAUGAUACACAAUAUUAAUAUGUCACCUGCCAAAAUGAAUAUGGUUUGCAUCGGACAAUCUCAUGUGUGCUGUAAUGAAAAUUCCAAAGAAUGUAUUGGUUUCAGAAAUUACUCCAACCUAUUCGAUGAUUAUUUCAUUAUGAUCGCAUGUUGCUUUAUAUACCUUACAAUCAACAUCGUUUUGGAUGCUUAUUGGUUUAUGAAAGUGAAAUCCGUAAUAAUCAAACAUUAUCAUCGAUUCAGAUCAUUUAGAAAAUUUGACUAUGAGAAUCUCCAAUAUGACAAAACUGAAAUGACAAAUAAAAAUAUUGAUGACGGUUUGAACACUCUGAAGGCGGAAAAAUUAUCAAAACUCUACGAAGGCAAACAGAUUGUCAAAAAUCUCAAUCUAACUUUGAAACGUGGUGAAUGUUUGGGUAUAUUAGGUGUAAAUGGUGCGGGGAAAACUACAACAUUCCGUAUGCUUACCAGAGACGAAAUGGUUGAUGGAGGAUCAGUACUUAUGGAAUUAGAAAAUAAAAAAAUAACUAUCGAUAUGGACGAGUACAUGCAAACUUUGGGUUACUGUCCGCAGUCAGAUUCUCUAAAUUAUGUCUUAACUGGUAGACAAAUCUUGACUACGAUAGGAGCAUUAAGAGGCAUUAGCGACAAAAAUGAAAUAACAAAAUAUUUGGAACUAUUUGAUUUGUUAGAAUAUGCGGAUGUGCCUUGUGGAUACUACAGCGGUGGCAACAAAAGGAAGCUAAGUUUGGCAAUUUCAUUGAUAGGCUUUCGCGAAUUUGUCCUACUCGACGAACCUACUAAUGGAAUUGAUCCCUCUAGCCGAAGAAAAUGUUGGAGUCUUAUAAAGACUCUGCAAAAAGAAAAAGGUUUCAUAUUAACAUCUCAUAGUAUGAACGAAUGUGAGGCGUUAUGUAAUGAAUUGAAAAUAAUGAAAGACGGUAAGUUUGUCGAGCAAGGAUCUUUAGCUGAUCUUAAAAAUAAAUUUGGGGGAUUUACUUUAAAACUGAAGAUAUCAAAUAAAAAAACGCCUUCGGAAAUUUCGGAUGAUGUUGAUGAAGUCGAUGGGGUAGACGUAGUUGAUGAUAGAAAUGAAGUACCGAAAUUUUCUACUGUCGAAGAUAUUAAAAAAUACUUCACUAAAAAUGAUAGAGCCGAAUUGAAAGAUGAACACUCUGGUUUACUACAUUUUCACAUUAAAGAUAAAAAUAAAAGGUGGAGUGAUAUAUUCAAAGAAGUGGAAAAUAUCAAAUCGAUUAAUUCUCACCUAAUUGAAGAUUAUGCUAUAAGCGAAGCUUCUUUAGAAGAUGUAUUUUUGAAAGUGGCAAGAAGCGGAACGGAAGAGGGUACGAUUAAACGAGUACACGAAAAUAAAAAAAAAUUAAUGCGACCAAGAAAUGAAGAUGUGAAGCGGAAAUAAAACUAGGCGAGCAAAAAGGGUCACAAUUCAGUCUUUUGUAUGUCCCGUUAUAAACAAAGACUAAAUGUACACUAAAUACUAAAAUGUAUCAAAAACAUACAACAAAAUAUUUGCAUUAGGUGACUUUUAUAUAUUUGUCAUGUUUUUCUACGACUUUUUGAAGUUCAUCUAUUACUUUUAAUAAUUUUAGUAAGAUUCACCAAUAAAAAUUUAGUAUGUUGAUUAGUGUAAGAUAAAUUAAAUUGAAACAUCUAAGACCUAGAAGUAAGUGAUCAGAAUAAUUGUUAAGUGUCACAUGGAAUCGAUUACAAACUAUUUGUGGCGGUUUAUGUAAUUAGAAUGACGACUUACUCCCAUAUUUUUACUUUACUAAUUCACUAUAUAUAAAUGAAGAAAUUUCUAACUAAUCAACAUUACUAGAUUUGUUAUAAAGUGAGGAGAAGCUGGUUGGAAUAAAUUUAUAAUUUUCGCUACUGUGCAUUAUUAUAAAACAUCUAGAACUUGUCAAAUUGAAUAAUAAAUUGAUAAAACUUUUGAAUGACAAGUACAACUCCCAAUUGUUCAAUAUGUGAAGUAUGAGCUAUCCCAUUCUCUAUUACAAAAUUUUGUUGAUUGUAGUUUAUAAGAAAUUACAAAAAUUUAUCAAAUAUAUCCUAACAACUUUCAAAACCUGAAAUGUGCUUCUUCUACUACUUUUUCAGAUGUUGGAGGAGAGUUCAAUUUCCUCUUGUUCUCCUUCCACAGUCUUUUGUCUCAAAAGGUGUUUUGUCUCUAGAUCUUAUAUUUGCUGUCUCUCUUUAUUUUUUUGUUUCCAACUUUCAUUAUUCAUUCAUCAUUUAUCUACAUUCUUUCUUACCAACAUCUAUUAUUUAUUUAUUUUUCCAAUUAUUAAUUCUUGUUUUGACAUUUCUUUAUCCUCCAUCUUGUCCCAUUUGUUUAUUCGUUUCAAAGUUCAUAAUUAAAUUCAAAAAAGAAACUAUGAAUGUUGAUGCAAUUGAUAAUAAAGUGGUACACAGAAUUUUCUAGCAACGUGUUAAUUGUAUUUGAGUGAGUUAUAAUUUUCAGUAAUCCCGUGAAUUUAUGGCUAUGUUAAUUUUUGGUAUAAACUUGAGGUAUUUGAAUGGGGAAUAGGGUAUAUCACAAAAUAAACUAAAUUGGGGUUUGUAUCUCUCGUCAUCAAUAAUACCAAUUUAGAAUUUGAAUUUGACAUGUUUAUGUCAAAUAAUAAUAAAUUCAUUUUUCACAUUCUACAGCUGAUAUCUAUUUUAUUUUUGGUGUCACAUACUACAAAAAUUGUUUACUUUUCUAUAUAUUCAAAUAAUAAGUGAAGUAUAACUAAAACUAUUUGCACUUUUGAAGUGAUAAUACAUAAUUGCUUAAAGCUUGAAUUAUUUUUUGAAAAGUGUUGCCAAUAAGGUGCCAAAAAGUGAAUUUUUAAUCUGUGUAAAAAUUUUUUUCUCUUCUUAGAGUUCACCACAACGUUGUAUGUUGUUGAUAUCAAAAAUAUUAUUAAAAUAAAAUGUCCUCAUAUACAAGAUUGUCCAGAAUUAAUAACAUUUAUCUUUACAGCCUCCAUUAAAAUAUAGGGAUAGUUUUUUUAUAACUGAAAAAUAACAAAAAUUUAACCCUUUGAAUGGGUUGAUUGAUUAUAUUAUUUUUUCUCAUUACGGAGUUCAUAUUUUGAAAGUGAAUAUUAGAUAUUAGGAUAACUGAUUUCAUGUUCCCAUCUAUCCCUUGCCAAUAAAGGGUGGCUUUGGACAAUUACACAACCUAUUGGCAGAUAUUUCAAGAACAAUUAGUCUUUUUAAAGGUUUUUAUCUUCUUUAUUUUUCAUUUUCUGAAGAAACUGUACAUGAAGAAGCAUCCUUAUUUUUGCACAUACCAUCAGCUAUAAAAAUUGCUUUACAUAAUUCUGGACCGCUUGUAUAUGUUUAAUAAGGCGUCAAAAUUUUUGCAACUAAUUUUUGAAAAUUGUUGGCUGUGAUUGUUCUAGUUGUCUUUGUUUUUUGAAAAUAGAAUAAAACCUAACGGA
Messenger RNA from Diorhabda carinulata, 7411 nucleotides. RefSeq names its product ATP-binding cassette sub-family A member 2-like. Gene Ontology annotation, molecular function: lipid carrier activity; ATP binding; ATP hydrolysis activity. Bases 364 to 5379 code for a protein of 1671 amino acids. The transcript has 24 exons. Gene Ontology annotation, cellular component: intracellular membrane-bounded organelle; membrane. Gene Ontology annotation, biological process: lipid transport; transmembrane transport. Lineage: Eukaryota; Metazoa; Arthropoda; Insecta; Coleoptera; Chrysomelidae. The record is from RefSeq and is a predicted model, not a curated record.